Messenger RNA from Didymodactylos carnosus, 2097 nucleotides. NCBI's taxonomy places the organism in Eukaryota, Metazoa, Rotifera, Eurotatoria, Philodinida, Philodinidae. The record is from the annotation of a GenBank genome assembly.
AUGUUUUUAUCUCACAGUAAAACCGAUCAUGAUGCCGAUGAAGCAUUAAAAAAUUCCAUCUUAUAUGAUUUAUGUACUCCGAUUCCACGUAUUUAUAAUUCUGUUGAUGCCAUACUUGAUAAUGAUAAUAUACAAACACAUCAACAGCGUAUACUUGUUGGUAGUUAUAAUGAUCGUACCUCGUUUUCACGUCAAUAUUCGAAGAACUUUCAAGCUUUCGAAUUUGAUUAUAAUGUGAUUAUAGAUAGUCUUAAUGAAACUGAAUGUAAAACAGUAAUUGUACCGAGACUGGAUAAAAUUGAUUAUGUUUGGCUUAAACAUUAUCAUAGAAAGAGGAGUGAAGGGGUAACGGAAGACUAUGAGUAUAUUGAAGUGGACGGUGAAAAAUAUUUAAAUGGAUAUGCUAUAAAAGAAAAGUAUGAUUUACAGUUUUGGAAUAACUGCAAGUGCAUUAAUAUAAAGCGUUCGGUUCAGCAAACAUCAAUUGCAUUUAAGAUUGUUCCAUUGAUUCUGGAACAUAAUGACAAUUCAAAGACACUGAAAGCUAAACUUGAUAAGUUCCAAAUAUUAUCCUAUAAGCUAGAUUCGUGGAUAAUCGAAGAAGGGCGUGAAUGGUGUAUGAAGCAAUGGACUGAGAUAACAAUCGAUUUUAUUGUUGGUAUUGAUAUUUGUUUUCGUUAUCGAAAAUAUUCGCUGUAUAAAACAUUGUUUUCACAUGAAUAUCAACGAAAACUGCAAGACGUAAAGAACCUAUUGGAAUGGGUGAAAAAAGAAGACUUUAAAAGUAUGUUGAACAAGUAUAAAACAUAUAUCAAUGUUUAUGAAUAUCUAACGAACAUACUGAAGACAAAUCCGUUUUUCAAUGAGAAUGGUCAAACAGAUAUCCUUAAGUACUAUACACGAGCGUUAAUAACUCAGUUAGACAUAUAUCAGACACAUGUGGUAUUCAAAUCAUCAAUGGACCAUACAAAAGCAGGUAAUGAAAGAAUUUUCGAUCUAACACCAGUCGUCCACCUAAAAAAUUAUUGGCCGUCGAUGUGUACAGAUGUACUACGUGCCAUUUCAGGGCGUUACGGUCCACAUGUUCAAAUGGCCAUCGAACAAAUCGGUUGUGAUCUCGUACCAAAAUGGUCAAGACAAGGUCACUUCGAAGUUGAUGGUCGACUUGAUUUUCGCUAUGCAUUUUCUCGAGUUGAAGGUUGUCUAGCAAACGUGCGAAACGAACUAGAAAUCUCAUUUAUGGGAUUCGUCAAGUGCUUGUUUUAUCAUUACAUAGCUGAUUCAAUGAUGAUUGAUUCUUAUACAUUUAAAACAUUAUUAAAUUGGUAUAUUGAAAAAAGUCCCAUUGAAAGUUGGAAACAAACAGCUAAUUUUUUACACGAUUGUUACCGACUAGUUAAUGAACAUUACGAACAGUUUCUUUUAUUUGCGAUAACAUCGUUUGAACAAAAGAAGUGUGAUCAUUAUUGGCUACGAAACCAGAAUAUAAACUUAUUGGAAGUGAUUUCUAGUGCUACACAGAGCAACUGUCUAAAUACAUUACAAAAAAUGAAAGCUGACAAAUGGCUUUAUAUCUGCAACUGUAAUCAAGUUAUUUUUGCUAACUGGAUCCAGUACAGUAAAAACGCAUGUUAUUUAAAUCAUUUAAAUUUAUUUGACAUAUUUAUUUAUAUAUUUGGACACCAUGAAUAUUUAGAACGGUAUGAUUACCAAGCAGAAUAUCUUAAUGUUACAUGCAGUCUGUUUGCCCAUUUAUCAGCUGUUGGAUGUGAAUAUAUACCGUGGUCUAAAUGGAUGGACUUUUUCUUUUCUGUUUCUUCUCAAUCAUCGAAUGACUAUAAAAAUUAUUAUUUAACGGGUCAGUUUAAACAUGAUUACUUUAAGUUUAAUUCAUUAGCUUUAACGCUUAUACCGAAUACAGCAAUUUCAGAUUUAAAAAAGAUAAUUUGUUACUUAAUAACAGAAUGGUUAAGUCAGACAAAUGCAUUUAUCUAUCAUUUUCUUUUAAAUUCACGCAUUAAAAGAAUGAUGAAAACAGAAACAACGGCAAGCAGAUAUAAUUUAGACAAGUUACUCGCAGAACAAGAAUAUUCUUAA